Molecule: messenger RNA, 2220 nt
Organism: Amphiprion ocellaris (clown anemonefish)
Lineage: Eukaryota; Metazoa; Chordata; Actinopteri; Pomacentridae
Gene: ints14
Product: integrator complex subunit 14
Exons: 12
Coding region: 212-1750 (512 amino acids)
Biological process (GO): snRNA 3'-end processing
Cellular component (GO): integrator complex
Source: RefSeq, a predicted model, not a curated record
UUAUCUUUCCUGUUUACGGCAUACACAUAAAAAUUCUUUAUAUCAUAUAGGAACCAUUUGUUCAGUACUCGAUACUCACCCGGACUGAAAUAUUGGUGCACAUUACACUACAAACAACACUGAAUGGCGAGCUAAACUGUCAAUGUGAGAGCACGUCAGGGGGCUCGUUUAAGUCCAUUGUGUUACUGGGAGUCUAAAUAAGCAGGAAGCCAUGCCGACCGUGAUUUUAAUGGACGUGUCUCUGUCCAUGACACGGCCAGUGUCACUGGAUGGCAUCGAAGAGUUCCAGAGGAAGAACCUGGCUGUCCACGGACUCAAUAUGUUGUUCGAACACAUGGCCUCAAACUACCGCCUGGAGUUCACGGCACUGAUGGCCUUCUCCUCUCUCUGGGAGCUCCUAGUGCCUUUCACCAGGGAUUAUAAUGCAUUGCAGGAAGCUCUCAGCAGCUUGGAAGACUAUGACAAGACCUGUGUUGAAUCAGCUCUUAAUGGAGUUAAUAACUUAGUUCAGCAGGAGUGGGGCAGUGCCUGUCCCUGUCAGUUGGUGCUGGUUACUGAUGGAUCUCUUGGUAUCGGAAAAGGUUCCCUACGUCACUCCCUUCAAACACUGAAGCAUCGCGGAGAUGACAAGAAGUUCCCACUCCCAUUCCCUUUCCCUACCAAACUGUUCAUCAUGUGUGUAGCCAAUGCAGAGGAGUUACAGAUGACGGAUGCCAUGGACAACUUGGAGGAGCUUCUUCGUCUCAGUGGAGGAGAUGGACAGAUCUUCACUAUGGAUGGACCACUUUGCAUGAAGAGCGUACAGGGCAUGUUUGGGAGAUUGAUUGAUUACGCCUACUCUCCUUUCCACGCGGUCCUACACUGUGGGAAUCUUUCCUCGGAUGUUCAAGUGUUUCCUCGACCUGAGCCUGUCGUCAUGGAUGAAGAGGUGGAGCCGAUGCCCCGAACAGUUAGUGCAGAUUUGGAAAUUGUGGGUUUCAUUGAAAUCGCUGACAUUUCCAGUCCUCCUGUCAUAUCCAGACAUUUGGUGCUACCUAUUGCUCCAAACAAAGAUGUGGAUGAAGUUGGCACAGGAGCCACAGAUGAGCUUGAAGAGGAACCUUCUGCCAGUCAAAUGGCAGGAAAAAGUCCUAAUUUUUGUGUACUUCUGCAUGGAAGUCUGAAAGUUGAGGGCAUGGUGGCGCUGGUCCAGCUGGGGCCAGAGUGGUACGGUAUGCUGUAUUCUCAAGCAGACAGCAAGAAGAAGUCAAACCUGAUGAUGUCUCUGUUUGAGCCUGGUCCAGAGCCUCUGCCUUGGCUGGGCAAGAUUUCAUAUUUGGGACCAAUUUCAGAGGCAGCUGAAAAUCCUUAUGGAGAGGAUGACAGUAAAAGUCCUUUCCCGCUGCAGCCACAGGUCAAACGAAGCUAUGCCCAGAAUGUCACUGUGUGGAUUAAGGCCAGCGGAUUACAGACUGAUGUCCAGAAAAUCCUGAGAAACGCAAGGAAAUUACCAGAUAAAACUCAGACCUUCUAUAAGGAGCUGAACCGUCUGCGGAAGGCUGCGUUGGCAUUCGGUUUCUGGGAGCUCCUGAAGGGAGUGGCUGACCUGCUGGAGAGAGAGUGCACCAUGCUGCCAGACUCGGCCCAUCCUGAUGCAGCUUUCCAGCUCUCCCACGCUGCACAGCAGCUCAAACUAGCCAGCACUGGAGACUCUCAGUAUGCUGCUUUUGAUCACAACAUUGUUCCCAUGCACACUGACUUCUCAAGCUGAGUUUGUACGAACAGACUGAAAUACUGCAGCCUCGGCCUGUGUGGACCAAUAUGUGAUGGAAUCUGGUGACUUCCAGAACUUAUUUGUGGAAAUGAGUCAGAUUAAUAACUGAAAAUGUUAGCGUGUACAUAUGUGGUUUUUUUUGUGUUUUUUUUUUUUUUUUUUUUUUUUUUUACAUUUUUCCUUGUAGGAUCUUUUUUGAAGAUUGACCAGAUUCAAAUUACAUUUUUAUUCUAUGUCAAACAAUUUCCACAUUUACAGGAAACAGCUGUUAAUGUUUGCAUUCAAAAUUCAAGUGAACUUGAAAACAAUAAAACAACAGAGUAAGAGGGAUACACAUGAAUAUUACCAAAACAGGGGUAUUGUUGAGCAUAAGAGACACAAAAUGCUUUCUGUAUUUAACCAGUCAGUUUCUCCCUGAGCUUUGUGGGACAGUUCAGAAAUCUGAAAUAAUAAGUAUUUGUUCAGUA